Daktulosphaira vitifoliae (grape phylloxera) is the source of this 1739-nucleotide messenger RNA. RefSeq names its product RYamide receptor-like. The transcript has 9 exons. Gene Ontology annotation, biological process: G protein-coupled receptor signaling pathway. Gene Ontology annotation, cellular component: membrane. Gene Ontology annotation, molecular function: neuropeptide Y receptor activity. The record is from RefSeq and is a predicted model, not a curated record. Bases 216 to 1502 code for a protein of 428 amino acids. NCBI's taxonomy places the organism in Eukaryota, Metazoa, Arthropoda, Insecta, Hemiptera, Phylloxeridae.
UUAGGGCGCCAGUUCAGUUCCGACAUUCGAAUAGACAUAAAGUUGCGUAUCAACUAUCUACAGUAUAUAAGAAAUUAAUCGUCGAUACUAAAUGUAAACACUUUACUCUUUUAUACCACAUUUAGUUAUUAUGAAAAACAAAUACAAAUACUACAAAUGUAUAAAAUUCUUUAAAAAAAAAUUUGAUAAUUGAAAAAGUCCAUAAUUUCAACAACAUGGACGUGGACUACUCAUCUUGUGAAAUAUUACCAGAGCAAGUCGCUGGUAUAAAUGAUAGCAACACUUUUAAUAUAACAAACUAUUGUAGUACAAAUAGUACUGAUUUAUCAACUGAAGUGACAGUAUUGUAUGAUGUGCCAGUCAGUAUUAUUGUCCUCCUUUCAAUAUUUUAUGGAACAAUAUCCGUCAUGGCCGUUGUUGGCAACACACUCGUUAUUUGGAUAGUAACAUCAAGUCGUCGGAUGCACAAUGUGACGAAUUGUUACAUAGCAAAUUUAGCAUUAGCAGAUAUUGUCAUUGGUUUAUUUUCUAUACCUUUUCAGUUUCAAGCAGCUCUAUUACAGCGAUGGAACUUACCAGCAGUAAUGUGUCCAUUUUGUCCAUUUGUCCAAGUACUUUCAGUCAACGUGAGUAUUUUUACUCUCACAGCGAUAGCAAUUGAUCGCCAUCGAGCUAUACUCAGUCCUCUCAGAGCUACUCCAACAAAAUUCCGAGCAAAAUUAUUAAUAGCCACCAUAUGGAUAGCAGCUUUCACGUUGGCAACGCCAAUGGCCAUCGCACUUAGAGUUCAAGUUAUUGAAUACACAGAUGGCGCUGGCUACAAACUUGAAAAACCGUUCUGUCAUAACUUACGUUUACCAGAACAGACUAUGUUCCUUUACAGAGUAACGUUGUUGUUUGUGCAGUACGUGGUACCAGUCAUCAUAAUAACAGUUGUGUACGUGAGAAUGGCUUUGAGGCUGUGGGGAUCACAUGCACCAGGAAACGCACAGGACAGUAGGGAUGCUAAUCUGAUGCGAAACAAAAAAAAGGUCAUAAAAAUGUUGGUUAUAGUUGUUGGGCUAUUUGUUUUAUGUUGGAUGCCGCUACAAACAUAUAACGUCCUCCAGGAUAUCUUUCCAUCUAUUAACCAAUUUCGUUAUAUCAACAUUGUAUUUUUUUGCUGUGAUUGGUUGGCCAUGAGCAACAGUUGUUAUAAUCCUUUUAUUUAUGGAAUAUACAACGAAAAGUUUAAACGUGAAUUUCGUAUCAAACUUCGACAUUUCCGCCGGGGCAGGUUUGGAAAAUCUAGUAAUCAUCACGCUAGAUCACCUUCGGUUAGAUCGACAACGCUAUCGGAAUGGAAAAGGGGAUAUUCGACCCGUACACACCGAACUAACUUAAAUGGACUAGUUGAAGGUAAUGCAAGAAGAGACGAUUUGGAUAUGUAUGUGUUCAAAUCUGGCAAAAUCACGUUAGUCAAAUGUGGUAGUCAUUCCGACCUAGAAGAACUAUGUUUAUAAUAUAUAAAACAUUUUUAUUAUACUAUUGAACGUUUUCAAAUUCGUGUAAUGUACUAUUGUUUAAACUGUAAAUAUAUUAUCGAAUCUCGGAAAUGAAAAUAAUAGUCUACUGGUGUAUAUUCUCAUAAAUUCAAUGUUUUACUAGUAUACUAUAGUAAAUGCGUAACUAAUUAUAUAAUAACUGGUUACAAAAAGCACAACAUUUAUUAGAAUCAAGUUUACGCGUAUUGUACGCGU